This is a messenger RNA of Acipenser ruthenus (sterlet), 2677 nucleotides long. RefSeq names its product transcription factor ATOH7-like. The record is from RefSeq and is a predicted model, not a curated record. Bases 30 to 470 code for a protein of 146 amino acids. NCBI's taxonomy places the organism in Eukaryota, Metazoa, Chordata, Actinopteri, Acipenseriformes, Acipenseridae. The transcript has a single exon. Gene Ontology annotation, molecular function: protein dimerization activity.
AUUAGUUGCUUUUAUUGAAGAGUUUGAAUAUGAAAUCCUACAUAUCAAGCUGUGCAGAUUCUGGUUCUGGCUCAGAAACAGUUUCCAAAUGUGAGCCUGGAACCGAGAAGGUCGAGAGAGUAACCAGGAGGAGAAUGGCGGCCAACUCACGUGAGAGAAAGAGGAUGCAGGGUCUGAACACCGCCUUCGACCGGCUACGCAAGGUGGUGCCUCAGUGGGGGCAGGACAAGAAGCUAUCCAAGUACGAGACCCUGCAGAUGGCCCUCAGCUACAUCAUGGCCCUGAACAGCAUCCUAACGGAUGCAGAGCGCUGCGGGAGCAGCUCACAGAGGGAAUGGCUUAAUCAGCAGAUUGAGCAUUUCCAGCAGGAGAACUACUCCUAUCUACAGAAUGGAUCCGCUGCUGAGCUUGAGGAAUACACAGAGAGGUUCUUCUCCUACCAGCCAGAGAGAUUCCAAAUAGGCAACUAGAUGACUGGAGGAAAAUAUGUUAUAGAAAAUAUUGACUAAAAGAAACUGUAGACUUGCUACAUUGAGUGACACUUAAUCAGCGAGAUACAGUACAGUAUCUGAAUUGUGACUAUUCUUGCUUGUGUGCCCUGUAGAAUAAACGUGUGGUUUAAAUAGCAUAAGAUCCUUUAUCCAUAGAGCAGUAGUGCCCAACUGGCUUUUGAGAUCCAUUCCAUUCUGGGUUUCCAUUCCAUUCAGGUUCCUUAGCAGGUUCAAGAACUAAUUUAGGAUCUGCUUGGAAUAAAGACCUGUAUCUCCAGGGCCAGAGUUCUGCACCACUGACAUAGAGAGUUUUGUCAUCAAUUAUAUCAAGGCAUAAGAUGCCCAGUUGGGCACUUUUCAGUGCUGAUGUAGAAUAACAAAGGGCUGGAACUUAAUAGUGAAGGGCAACAAGAUUAAUGGACAACCACCACCAGUCAUAAAGGGCCCUGUCGAUGAUGCAUAUUGAAAUAACUGCUUACUACACUGUAGGCAUUUGCUUCAGAGGAAGACUCCAAGAUCGACAAUAUUAAAAACAAAAGGCAUUUUCACAGGGACACAAAAUACCCUUUCUAAACGGUGAGUUCUUUAUUUUUUCUACAGCAGCAUUGUAAAGUGACCAUGGGAUUUUCAAACAACACUGUACAUUAAUAAUGAGUAUUAAUAUAGUGUUCACCUAUGUAUCUUUUUGUACAUUUUCUGAUUCAUAUUUCUUUAAGAAUGUAUUUGUAGUUCUAUUUACAAAUGUGUUGUGAUAAAACAGCAAAAAGAUGACCCUUUUCUUUUGGUAGUAGAUAACUAUAUACAACUAUAUUUUUGUUCUGCAUAUUGUUGAUAUUAAACUGAUAUUAAUGUAAAUAUGUAACAGAAACCACCGGAUAUUUUGAUGUAUAUAUAUUGACAUUUGUAAAAAUUAACAUUCAUUUAGUGAAUAUAAUUAGAAAUUAAAUACAUUUCUAGAAAACGAAUGCAAAUAUAUUUGUGAAAAUAAGUUAAUAUAAUAAUAUUCCUAGUUGCACCGAAAAAUAAACAAGCAAACAAAAAACUUAGUAAGAUAUUUAGACAAAAAGUCAAUGUAUGCUAUGAUAAAGAUAUUGACAAAGACUUCUUGUAUGAAUGUGUUUUUCUGAAUGUAUUACUACUGUAAAAUAAAUAAAUAAAUAAAAAUAAAAAGUGGUACUACAAUAUAUUGUAUGAAUAAGUGUAAUUGAUAAUCUUGCUAUUGGAAAUCCAGCUAUGGAUUAAAAUGUGUAUUUAUUCAAGAUUUGACUUUUACCAAAACACGUUCCCCUAUUUAUCAAAACUGUUUACAUCAGGGUGCAAUACAGUAUGUACCAUAUUGUUGUGACAGGGAAAUGAUAAAUGGUAAUGUUUGUCUUCAGCAUUGGAGAAUUCACAGCUGAAGAACUGUAUUUAACAUUUUAUGCAUGUUUUUUUCUGAAAUGAUAAAUGUUACAAAAUGAGCAAUCAAAUUACAUUUCUGAGUGGAUUAAUUAUGUAGUAGUUUUUGUAAUAUUUAUUGAAUAUCUGUCCAUUAAAGGAGGGGAAAUUAUGCCAAGAUUUGUAUUUGACUGCCUUCGAAUAUUGUAAUUCAUUAUUUUAUACUGUAUUUGCAUAUGUUUAGAUUUAGAAUAAUUUUGUUUUACAAAGUUUGAACAUUGUUUAUUUAAUUAUUAUUCAUGAAAUAUGUUCAAAUAAUGUACUUAUUAUUUACAGUGCCUUGCGAAAGUAUUCGGCCCCCUUGAACUUUGCGACCUUUUGCCACAUUUCAGGCUUCAAACAUAAAGAUAUGAAACUGUAAUUUUUUGUGAAGAAUCAACAACAAGUGGGACACAAUCAUGAAGUGGUACGAAAUUUAUUGGAUAUUUCAAACUUUUUUAACAAAUAAAAAACUGAAAAAUUGGGCGUGCAAAAUUAUUCAGCCCCCUUAAGUUCAUACUUUGUAGCGCCACCUUUUGCUGCGAUUACAGCUGUAAGUCGCUUGGGGUAUGUCUCUAUCAGUUUUGCACAUCGAGAGACUGAAAUUUUUGCCCAUUCCUCCUUGCAAAACAGCUCGAGCUCAGUGAGGUUGGAUGGAGAGCAUUUGUGAACAGCAGUUUUCAGUUCUUUCCACAGAUUCUCGAUUGGAUUCAGGUCUGGACUUUGACUUGGCCAUUCUAACACCUGGAUAUGUUUAUUUGUGAACCAUU